Messenger RNA from Fusarium mangiferae, 483 nucleotides. RefSeq lists its product as uncharacterized. The transcript is spliced from 2 exons. The record is from RefSeq and is a predicted model, not a curated record. Bases 1 to 483 code for a protein of 160 amino acids. NCBI's taxonomy places the organism in Eukaryota, Fungi, Ascomycota, Sordariomycetes, Hypocreales, Nectriaceae.
AUGGACAUCUUAGUCGAAGAUGCGCUGGUAUCGAUACGAAAUAAUGGAAACUAUGUUUGCCAUCAAAGCGAGGUAGGGAGAAGGCUUGUUCAGUUCUAUGAAGCUGGCCUACCCAUCUUGACGCCAUAUGGUUUUGAGUUUCUCGCGCAGAACAGCUUAGAUAACCGCGAACUUCGCACCAUCGCUGAACAAAUACUCGGCCAGCCUUACUGGACAUUUAACAAGGGCUACAGAAACAUUCUUCCUCGUGGUUAUACUUUCUCUUUCCAUUCGGGACCUACGUUACGGUCGCUUGUUUUCCAACUAUGCAGCCCAGGCUCAACUGUUGUCCUUCGCGAAAGAUCGCAUUUACAUACGUUUGAAGAGGAAGAUAUCGACAAGAAGGUGUCGAAAGAAUGGGGUUUGAUCGCAGUGCAUGAUUCGUGUUUAGAGAAUCUAGAUAUGCCAGAGCGACAGAUUACACUCGAAGAGGGCGGAUUGUAA